Molecule: messenger RNA, 573 nt
Organism: Fraxinus pennsylvanica
Lineage: Eukaryota; Viridiplantae; Streptophyta; Magnoliopsida; Lamiales; Oleaceae
Source: the annotation of a GenBank genome assembly
AUGUUUAUUCCUUGCUUAGAGAAUUUCUUGAAUGACAAUGGGCUUAGUGAUGAACUUCUGGUUGGAGAGCCUUAUCAGUUGGAUGGCGCUGUUGUCGAGCUAGGCCCUAAUUUUAUUGAUUUUGGCAGUGGAAGCAUCUUGAAGAAUAGCAGCUCGCUUUAUCAGAACACCACCCUUCUGAGUGGUGAUUCUGUUGAUCCGUCCAAUUGCUCCUCGGUUGGAAGGCGUCAAGAGGCAAGUGAUAAAAAAAGGAAGAGAUUUGAUGAUGCAUCUCGGUUAACUCUCACAGAGAAUGCAGACAUUGAGCACAGGAGCAAUGAAAUCACUGAAUAUGAAAAUGAGGAUAAGUUAGCCACAAAUCAGUUGCCAAAAGUUGCUACAACCAGCAGACACAGCCUUGCUGAAAGAAUUAGAAGAGAAAGAAUAAGCGAACGAAUGAAAGUUCUUGAAGAUCUUGUUCCUGGAUGUGACAAGAUCACUGGGAAGGCAAUAAUGCUUGAUGAGCUCAUCAAUUAUGUACUAUCAUUGCAACAUCAGGCUGAGGAUAAGCUCUGUGGCAGCUUGCUUACCUAG